Seminavis robusta is the source of this 2070-nucleotide messenger RNA. NCBI's taxonomy places the organism in Eukaryota, Bacillariophyta, Bacillariophyceae, Naviculales, Naviculaceae. The record is from the annotation of a GenBank genome assembly.
AUGGAAGAACUUGCUCCAGCACCCGAAGAGAAGGCCAAGAAUGCGUUUUUGAACACUGGCAGCCGACUGAUGGCCGGCAACAAUGCCCUCGCUGCUGUGGAUGAGAGCGGUGUGGCUACCAGCGAAACCAUUUUCGGCAGCAAACCAAUUGCGGAUCUCUUUCCUGCCACGACUAUCAUGUUCGGAGACAUGGUUGGCUUCACUGCAUGGUCAAGUGCUCGAGAGCCCUCGCAAGUGUUCACAUUGCUGGAGACCAUCUACUACUCCUUUGAUUCUAUUGCGAAGCGCAGGCGGGUGUUCAAAGUCGAGACAAUCGGUGAUUGCUACGUCGCAGUUGCUGGGCUGCCCAUGCCUCGAAAGGAUCAUGCUACUGUUAUGGCGCGAUUUGCUCAUGACUGCCUGGAAAAGAUGACUGAGCUUUGUCACGACUUGGAAAGUACCUUUGGCCCCGAUACGGCAGACCUUCGCAUGCGUAUUGGAUUGAAUUCCGGUCCAGUGACAGCAGGAGUGCUUCGCGGAGAAAAGGGGCGCUUCCAGCUCUUUGGAGAUACCAUGAACAUGGCCUCGAGAAUGGAAAGCACCGGAGAGAAAAACAGAAUCCAAGUUUCUGCUGACACAGCAGCACUUAUCAAGGCUGCCGGCAAAGGAAAAUGGCUAAGUCCACGAACAGAAAGAGCCCAAGUGAAGGGUAAAGGGGUGAUGCAAACUUACUGGCUGAGGAUCUUUGCCGAGUCAUCAAGUGGUGCCAGCUCCAUGGGGACGGCGAUGAGCGAGUUUGGAGGCGACGAUGCGGUGGCUGGUCUUGUUGGGAACUUGGCUCCAUCCAUGGACCCAUCGAAGCAGCAAGAAGUGGAAGAGGCCAAGCUCAAUCGUUUGGUGAAUUGGAACGUUGACAUCUUGAGCAAGGUUCUCAAACAGAUUAUGGCCCGUAGGAAGGCCAACCCUCCGAAAUUGCCAGCCAAGCCAGAGAAAACCAACGUUAACAACAAGAAAGGUCCCAUGCUGGACGAGGUCGUUGAUGUAGUGAAUCUCCCUCAGUUUGACUCCAAGAACUACCGAAACUAUGUCGACCCUGCUACCGUCCAACUAUCGACCGAAGUCCAGGACCAGCUUGCCCUAUUUGUCAGAAAGGUCGCAAGGCUCUACAGAAAUAAUGACUUUCACAGCUUCGAGCACGCGUCGCACGUCACAAUGUCAGUCACCAAGCUUCUCUCUCGAAUUAUCAACCCACAUGAAGUGCGCGUUCGCAAGGGAGGGUCACUUGGGGUUGCUGAAGACCUCCACGACCACACUUUUGGUAUCACAAGCGAUCCUCUUACUCAGUUCGCUUGUGUCAUCAGUGCCCUCAUCCACGAUGCUGAUCACCCAGGCGUGUCAAACUCAGUGUUGGUGAAAGAAAAGAGCCCUCUUGCAAUCAAGUACAACGACAAGAGUGUGGCCGAACAGAACAGCGUGAAUUUGGCCUGGGAACUGCUGAUGAAGCCAGAGUUUGGAGACUUGCAAGCUUGCAUCUAUGCCAAUGAAGAAGAGUUCCUCCGUUUUCGACAGAUCGUCGUCAACGUCGUCCUUGCCACAGAUAUCAUGGACAAGGAGCUCGGUGCCCUUCGAAAGUCCCGCUGGGACAAAGCCUUUGCCAUCGAUGGCAGUGCCAAGGAAGACGGCGGGGAAACUCAUGUUGCCGUCAACAGGAAGGCCACAAUUGUGUUGGAGCAUCUCAUUCAAGCUUCCGAUGUUGCCCACACAAUGCAACACUGGCAUGUGUACAGGAAAUGGAACGAGCGCCUCUUCUGCGAGGUCUACAAAUCUUAUCUGGAUGGACGCAUUGAUAAAGACCCUUCCGAAAGCUGGUACAAGGGAGAGAUUGGCUUCUUUGACUUUUAUAUCAUCCCCCUAACAAAGAAAUUGGCCACUUGUGGUAUCUUUGGCGUCUCCUCGGACGAAUAUCUCUCCUACGCUGAGAAUAACCGCAACGAAUGGGAAGAGAAAGGGGAAGCAAUUGUACAAGGAUAUUUGGAAACAUUUGGCCGGGCUCCUGAAGACGCUCAGGAAAACAAGACUGUUGAUUGUUAG